GUUUCGAAGCUCCUCGACGAACGAAGAUCGAAAUCGUAUAAUUGUUUCCUCGCAACGUCAAACGGACCAUGCACAUAAAAUCGUAUCGGAUUAUUACUAAUAACAGAGAGUGUGCAAUAAAAUUGUGGUAAUAAACACUAUUAAGCAUAAAGAUCAAUUUUUGAGCAUAUGUCGUACAAAUAUCUGCAUUCCUUUUCCGAUAGUGAUGUUUGAGAAAUAUAAAUAAAUUCCAAUCGAAUACAAAAAAGCAAAAACUCAACCGAAUAAAAUUGACAAUCAAAGAAGAAAUUGUUCCAAAUCCAUCAAGUGCAAUUGAGUGACAAAAAUAAAAUAAAAUAAAUAAAAGUGAAAAUGUGGAGGAUUUGCAUAUUAAUCUAUGGACUUAUACUAUCGACGUUUGGUGAUGCAGAAAUAGGAUCGAAUCCUCCGCCAAUAGGCGCAUUUCGAGUUUUCCCAAAGACAACGUUUCAAUGUGCAGGAAGACCGGCUGGAUAUUAUGCUGACAUUGAGUCCGGUUGUCAGCUGUAUCACAUGUGCGAUGGAUUGGGUAGACAGUUCAGUUACUCGUGUCCGAAUACAACAUUGUUUCAGCAAAGAAUGCUGAUUUGCGAUCACUGGUAUAUGGUGAAUUGUUCGAAGGCAGAGAGCAAUUACGAUGCUAAUUUAUUGAUUGGUCAGCGAGACAAGCCAUUCGUACCUGAAGGCGAAAAUGAUAUCCGAACUCCUAGACCAGAUCUUCUUGAUAGACCCUACGCUCCUGAUUAUGAAGGUGAAUCAUUUCGCAAUCAAUACCAAAAUUCGAUAAAUCAAAUCGAUUACAGUCAAGAGAAUAAAAAUGGUCCGAAACCAACAUACGGCCCAUACAAUAUGCCCGUUCAAUGGAGUACACGUCACCCAAACUUUCCCAUUUCCACCACCCCACCAACCCGGACCACUGAACUAUUCAAGCCAUUGCGAUCGGCCAUUCGUCGUCGGAAUGAUGUUGUGAAUAUUCCGGCGUCGAAUAACGAUCAAUCGAAAAUUCUUCUAGACUUGGGUGUGUCAUCAAGCCAAGACAGUCGGCGCAGUCAACCCGAAUCUAGCUUCGAUAAUUCUGUUAAGAUUGAGCAACCGGAACGACCAUCGCUUCAGUACACGCCACCGUAUGUAAAUCCAAGAUACGAUUUGAAUUACACAGACUCUGACAGUACCACGGAAAGUAGUUACACUUCACCUUCAACUAUAUCCUCUGUUCAGUUCGUCAGCAGCACUAGUGCUGCUGCAACCACUUCGUCCAAAAUAUCUGUAGCAGCAAAGAGUACACAGGGAGUUAUUACACCGAACAGCAAAAAGUCAUCGAAUAAGGACUACGAAUUCUCGAAAUCCAAUAAUCGCGGAGCUACGAAAUUCAACCAAAAUGUUAAAGACCGAACCAAAACUGUGUCAGAACAGAGUCGUAUUUUAACGCGUCCGUCAUCAGCGAACACCGAUGGUAUUCCUGUAGAUUCAACAGCAUUUCCACCAAACGAUAGCGUUCCACCACCAGCAUCAAGUUUUGUACCAAUAGUCGAAUUGUCUCAUGGAAUCCAAAAACCUGCCACUGAUCUUAUACCUCCCUAUGAGUCGUUUCAAUAUUACGAUGAUGCAACGACACAAGGGCCACCAAUCUAUUUUGAAUGGAAAAUACCGGCCAGCGGUUUAGAGCCGCCAAAAUUCGAGAGCCGAUCAAACGAUUAUUCUGACAAUGAAAUUUCCACAACGGAAAGUUCUUCGUCGAUAUCUGUUCCGACCGAAUCACUGCAACUGCCGAUAUUGAGAAAUGUAUCCGUUGUAUUCCGCACGCCACCGAAUCAACUGGAACCGCCAGUAGAGCAGGACGCUUUUACACGUUUCGCUCAUAAUCCGUUCCUAACGUCUGCCUUGGCUUCGCUUUCUUCGACAGAAAAAUUAAAGGGCAAGUCUCCGACACCGCGAUCAAUAUCAGCGUCAGAGGAAAAGUUACAAAAUGCUGUCGUCGACGGAGGAAACGUGUUGAAAGAUCCGAAAGACAAUAAUUACUUGGAUCUGAAGAAAUUGCUUCUAAUACCUGACUACACAUUCCCGUUGGAAGUGGACGGUCGACCCAGCUAUCAGCAAGCAAAUUCAGUGAAUUCGUUUCAAAUUCGAAUUCCCGAUAAAACGGACGAUAAGCCAUGGUAUGGAGAGAAUGCUGAAUGUCCGGAAUGUCAUCCAUCAUUCUUAAAGCCGGGGACAUGCGAACCGUGCAUUAAAAUCCGAAGAUAGAAACAGGAUCACGGGUGGUCCACUAAAUAGGUAAUUUAAGAAAAACUGUCCAGGAUAUUCCAAAUCCCUAAUUAGUUGAAAUUGUUGCUACGAUCUAGUAAUAACAUGUAAAUUCAGCCCACAACUCUCUUUCUGGUCUCAAACACAAAG
This is a messenger RNA of Bradysia coprophila, 2412 nucleotides long. RefSeq names its product jiangshi (gene js). Gene Ontology annotation, molecular function: chitin binding. Gene Ontology annotation, cellular component: extracellular region. The record is from RefSeq and is a predicted model, not a curated record. Lineage: Eukaryota; Metazoa; Arthropoda; Insecta; Diptera; Sciaridae.